Messenger RNA from Suillus subaureus, 999 nucleotides. RefSeq lists its product as uncharacterized. Bases 1 to 999 code for a protein of 332 amino acids. The transcript has 5 exons. The record is from RefSeq and is a predicted model, not a curated record. Lineage: Eukaryota; Fungi; Basidiomycota; Agaricomycetes; Boletales; Suillaceae.
AUGAUUAGAGCGCAAACUGUCGUGGCUCGUACACCGAGUGCGCUUCUUGCUUCUCUUGAUCGUUUUCAUUUGCAGUCCAAAAGGAAAGGUGAUACGCUCCUCUUUGCCCUUUCCGCUCCCUCAGAUGCCCUGUCUAUCAUAACAUCACAUCUAAAAUCACAUUUUCCUCGUCACAUCGGAUGCCUAUCGUCUCCGCUACCGGCGUACCGUUCGUACAUCAUGUGUGCUAUUGCGCUGCUAGAUGGGAUUGCAUUCCGAUCGACAAUUGCUGGUCGCGCUGAUCCCCAGGUUGGCCGAUGGCAUGCUGCAAGGCACUCAAGUACACAACAACUACCCGCAGCACAAUCGAACGUUUUUGGGGAAUUUAACGGAGAUUUGGGCCGAAUUAACUGGGAGGAUAUAUGGGAUAGGAGCGCCAUGUCUGCUCAGGAGAUACCCGUGGAGCUGAGAACGGUGAGACCUGAAGAUGUGUCUUCUAUACUGUAUUUCUCGGACAAAGCCCCGGAAGGCAUUGCGAAGGCACUGAAGGCAACUUUUCCGCAUUCACAUGAGGCGGGUUUUCUAGCGUCGUCAACUCCUUUCAUCACAGGUCGGCCAGUGACGCUUUUCCACGAUGGCGAAAUAUACUCAGAUGGAGCAAUUGGAAUUGCCCUUCAGCCUUCUCUGGGUCAUACUUCACUAACAGUCGAAUUUCCUGGUUUGGUCGAUCUGACUCCGGAUUUGCACAUAACAAGCUCUGAGGGGAAUCUCAUAGUCACGGUCGAUCAUGGAAAUCCUACACGUCUCCUCCUUGCUGCAAUGUACAAACAUGGCCUUGACAGUCGUAACGUCCUGCUCAAGGACGAUGAAUUCUAUGUUGGCGUCAUGAGUGGCGGCAAGGUAGAACGGUUACAUCGUAUAAUCUCGGGUGACCCUUCACGCGGCACCAUUGCCCUUGGGACAAUGAGUGCACCACCGCAGGGCUCCAUCAUAAGAGUGGGUCUUUGGACAUCUGAAUGA